UGUUAAUUAACAAGGAGAAAGCACAAAGAAUGUUAGCAUAAAUAUGCAUACCAACAUGCUUAGAAUAUCACAGUUCUCAUCACAAAUUAACUAUUAAACCAUUUUAGCAAAAAAAAACUAACAAACAAGAAAAGAAGAGUGUGAAAAGAGAAAGAGAGAUCAAGCAUGUCUACUGCUCCAGAAUGGAUCAUGGUUGGAGGAGAAGGUCCUGAGAGUUACAACCAGCAUUCCUCAUAUCAGAGAGCGUUGUUGGAAGCCGCAAAAGAAAAGAUGGACGAGGCAAUCUCAGCCAAGCUUAGCCUUGACUUGAUCUCUGAUCGUUUCAGCGUAGCGGAUUUUGGCUGUGCGAGUGGACCUAACACUUUUGUGGCAGUUCAAAACAUAAUAGAUGCUGUCGAAGACAAAUACCGUAGAAAAACAGGACAAAAUCUGUCGGAUAACAUAGACUUCCAAGUCCUCUUCAACGAUUUUACCACCAACGAUUUCAACACUCUCUUCCAGGCACUUCCUCCGGGGAGAAAAUACUAUAGCGCUGGGGUUCCGGGAUCUUUCUUUGAACGCGUUCUUCCUAAGCAGAGUUUCCACAUAGGAGUCAUCAAUUACGCAUUUCAUUUCACCUCAAAAAUCCCUAAAGAGAUCACAGACCGCAACUCUCCCUCGUGGAACCGAGACAUGCACUGCACCGGGUUCAACCAAGCGGUCAAGAAAGCAUAUCUUGAUCAGUACUCGGCUGACACCAAGAAUCUACUAGACGCUAGGGCUGAAGAGCUAGUCCCCAGGGGAUUGAUGUUGAUUUUGGGAUCGUGUUUAAGAGACGGUGUUAAGAUGUCCGAGACCUCUAAAGGAAUAGUGAUGGAUUUCAUUGGAGAUUCUUUGAAUGAACUUGCCCAACAGGGUGUCAUCGAGCAAUACAAGGUGGACUCUUUCAGUACUCCACUCUUCCUUGCGGAAGAAUGUGAGUUGAGGCAAAUUAUAAAAGAGAACGGAAAAUUCACAAUCGAGGCUUUUGAGGAUAUCAUUCACCCAUACGUGGAGUUUCCAAUAGACCCUAAGAUCAUGGCCGUCUCCACCAAGGCUAGCUUUGGAGCAUUUCUAACUGCACAUUUUGGAGCAGACGCAAUGAGGAAAGUCUUUGAACUCGUGGAAGUCAAGAUACGAGAAGACUUGUCCCGCGUCCAGAAUGCCAAACCCGGAAUGCAGUAUCUCAUCGUGCUUCGCAAGAACUAGUAAUCCAAAUAUAAUCGAUUAAUUUUCAAUGUUAAUUUGUUUUUUUUUUCAUUGUUGUUUCUAUUCUUUCGUCUCAUGUUGUUUUAUCUUCUUGAUCUUAUCGUCUUUGUCUUAGCGUGUUUGUAUUCUCACCAAUCCUACAAACAAAUAAAUGUUUGUACAUGUGGAUUGUUAAGAACGUCGGGCCAUCGGACGGUUAUCAAUAAUAUUUAUACUCUAUCGUAAA
Molecule: messenger RNA, 1453 nt
Organism: Thlaspi arvense
Lineage: Eukaryota; Viridiplantae; Streptophyta; Magnoliopsida; Brassicales; Brassicaceae
Source: the annotation of a GenBank genome assembly